AUGGAGAAACUGGUGCCUGUACUGCUGGUUUUCUUGGCCUUUCACUUUCUUAAAGCUGCCUCCCAAGAUUUUAUUGACUGGUGGAAUAUCGAUUGUGGUAGCGAACUACCUCGUGUUAACAACCAUUCAAUGCCCUGGUACACCGACUAUGGGCUCAUCACAACUGGCUUGAAUAAGCAGGUUCCGCAGAAACAACCUAUCGAAGAAAUGAACACACUUCGGUUCUUCCCUAAUGGGACAGAGCCAAACUGUUAUAGUAUAUUCUUCACAUCUUACAUCUCUGGCUACAUUGUUCGAGCCGGGUUCUACCAUGGUAACUAUGAUGGUCUCUCUCGGCCGCCGACCUUUGAUCUCAAUAGUAACGGCAAAAAUUGGACGACGGUGAACACUACUUCGUCGAUGGGUGGGAUGGUUACAUUCCCUUUAACAUCAGACAAUGACCCUAACGCCGCCUUCCAUCUCGUCACUCGGACCAACUUUGGUGGCCCCGAAGUGAGGUGA
Vitis riparia (riverbank grape) is the source of this 501-nucleotide messenger RNA. RefSeq lists its product as uncharacterized. The coding region runs from base 1 to 501 and encodes 166 amino acids. The transcript has 3 exons. Lineage: Eukaryota; Viridiplantae; Streptophyta; Magnoliopsida; Vitales; Vitaceae. The record is from RefSeq and is a predicted model, not a curated record.